CUGCAAGGCCGGCCAUCACAAUAAGCUGCAUCGGAGCGUCGACAACACAAGAAAGCUAGGCCGUCCGCCCUGUUAGUCUCACAUUGUCGGUUGAUCAGUGUCAGUUAAUCGAUCUGCCGCGGAUCAAUCAAAUCAUGAGCCAAAACGACAAUGAAGAUAGAAUCAGCGCGCUCCCUGACGACAUCCUUCUCCAGAUCCUCGAACGCCUCGAGAUGCGCAUUGCGAUUCAGACCGGCGUGCUCUCCACACGAUGGAGACACCUCCCUCACCGGCUCUCUCGUCUGGCCAUGGGCAUAGCCGACGUGCGUGGCGCCAGCCGCGUCACGUUGGGUCAGAUAAUGGAGGCAUACACGGAAGCGACGAGGAGAUUGCUGUCGACGUGCGAAGAAUGCGGCAGCCGUGCCAUCAAGAGCCUGAGCCUCACCUUCUACCUCACAAAAACUUUCCUGUGCUCCAUUGGUCAAGCUGUGGAGGAUGUCGUGCAGAACGGCGACACUGAAUGCCUCGAGUUUGUUAUAUUCCCGCAUCUUGCGAGACCAAGUGAUGCCUGGUUAGUCUCGUUUGGUCAGCGGUUCAUGUCCUUCUUCCAUGCUUGCCCUGUCGCCUUCCGAUGGCUCACGAGACUGAGUCUGCAGAACCUUGCGUUUGGGGACUCAGAUGUCCCCAAUCUCCUCAGUGCUUGCGAUAAGCUUCAGUUCCUUCACUUGAGAUGCUGCAAAGUGGGCCGGGAAUCUGUUCUUAAGAUAGAUGCCCCGGGCUCGGAGCUCCAGACACUUGAAUUUGUUUACUUCGAAUGCGUAAGGAUCGAGCUAGCGUGUGUUCCUAAGCUGAGGCAAGUGCUCUGUGAAACUUGGUCCAGUGAAACCACUCCUCUGUGUUGUGGCUUCGUCCCCCAACUUCAGGAAGUGAGCCUCGUCUCUGCCGCCCUCUCUAGGCAGAAACCAUUCGCAUUGAGCAAUUGUUUAUCUACUACAGGAAGUUUGUCAACUCUGUGUCUGGACUUUUGCUGUCAAAUGAUUUGGAUUCAACCGGAAGUUCCUAAUGUGCUCACCCCUAUGUUCAGCAACCUUAGAGACGUUUAUAUUCACAAUGUCUUUGUCGAGUGUUACUUGAAUUGGACUCUCUUUAUCCUUCAAGCUGCACCUUUGCUGAAAAACUUCUAUUUAUCUCGGCACUCAUGUCCACCCAAUAAGUCUGAGGACAUCGCCAAGAAGGCCAACUUACUGUGGGAGACACCCAAUUUCAAGCACUUGAACUUGAAGCUCUUGUUCAUGAAAGGUUUUUCGGAGGAAGAUGAAGUCAUGAACUACAUAAGGCUUGUCAUGGAACGAUGUGUGGCCUUGAAGAGGAUCGAAUUACGUGAUAAAGACCCAUGCAAGGAGUGCAAAGACAUAAACCCCGAGUCUUUAGGGUUUCCCCUGGAUGAAUCUAGCAUGCUUCGGGUAAAAGAGCAACUCACAUAUGGAUUCUCCUCAUAUGCUGAGAUAAUAAUCAGAUGACGGAGAUAGUCUAGAAAUAAGCCAGAGCUAAUAAUUGUUUGAUGGAUACAUUGAAAGAAUAAUAAUCUCAUGAUAGGACUGCUCACAAGUCGUCUGCUGCUGGACAGGAGAGAUGUGUUCAAAGGCUUGCUGUUGUGCAUUAGGCCCAACCGCUGGGCACGUGAAUUGUUACUAUUUUGUAAUAGCGGAGAAAUUGUGAUGUAAUCACUCCGUUGGAGAUGCACCAGAAAUUGUAAUCUUAGUUAUUCCAUUGGAGAUGCACCA
This is a messenger RNA of Lolium rigidum, 1763 nucleotides long. RefSeq lists its product as uncharacterized. The record is from RefSeq and is a predicted model, not a curated record. Bases 135 to 1499 code for a protein of 454 amino acids. Gene Ontology annotation, molecular function: protein binding. NCBI's taxonomy places the organism in Eukaryota, Viridiplantae, Streptophyta, Magnoliopsida, Poales, Poaceae. The transcript has 4 exons.